AUGCGGUACACUAUCACAAGAGAGCAAAUCAAGGAGCUCGCUGCUCAGUUGGACCCAUCCACCCGAUUGUUCACCAGCGCAGAUGGCCAGGAAUAUGAGAAGCUAAUUGCCCGGUGGGCUGAUAACGCAGUCAGACAAGCUGGUGUUGUCGCUGUUCCUGUGGCAUACGAAGAAGUAUCUAAGCUGGUAAAGUUCGCCUCUGACAACAAGCUUGAAAUUACCGUUAGGGGGGGCGGUCAUUCUACCGGGGGCUGCAGUUCCUCAGAAGGCGGGCUUGUCAUUGAUCUCUCAGGCAUGCGCAAUGUGAGCGUUGAUAAGGACUCCAAAUUGAUCACUGCCCAAGGCGGUGCCCUGUGGGAAGAUGUGGACAACGCUGCCAUUGAAAAGGGCCUUGCCACAGUUGGCGGUACUGUCAACCAUACGGGCAUCGGCGGUUUAACUCUGGGUGGCGGUCUUGGCUGGCUUACAGGCUUAUAUGGCACCGUGGUUGACAAUCUUGUCUCUGCGAAAGUUGUCAUUGCCAAUGGAAGCCUCCUGACUGCCUCAGAAAAUGAGAAUACCGACUUAUUCUGGGCCAUCCGUGGUGCGGGCCACAACUUUGGUGUUACCGUCGAGUUUACACUUCAGGGGCAUGACCAGACCAAUGAAGUGUAUGCUGGAGGCGUUGUAUUCACCCCGGACAAGCUGAUCGCCAUUAUCGAUACACUCAACGCCAAGAUGAAGUCUCCAGACCCCAAGGCAGGAAUUAUCCUUGUCUUCGCGAGCCCACCAACGAUGCCAGGCCCGGUUGUCGUUGCCAAUGUAUUUUAUAACGGCGACCAAGCCGCGGCAGAGGAAUGUUUCGAUUCCCUGUUCAAGCUCGGGCCUGUUGUCAACACAGCGAAGAUGAUGCCCUACAAUCAUGUCAACGGGUUAUUCAACGCGAUGGCCACUCAUGGGCGCCGCAAAUCUAUAAAAGCAAUCACUCUUACAGACCAUGUUGAUGCUGAAUUUGUGCAAGAACUCUUCGACAACUAUGCACAAAAGAUGAAGGAAAAUCCCGAUUUGGCCAUGACAUUUAUGGGCAUCGAGUUUUACGAUGUGACUAAGCUCAACAGCGUGCCUAUAGAGUCGAUGGCAUUUGCCAAUCGUGGUCUCUAUAGAGCUGGUAUCAUUGGCUUGGAAUGGACAGAUGCUCAGAAGGAUUUGGAAAAUAGAGCGUGGGGUCGAUCUAUUCAGGACAAGUGCCGACAACGAAUCAUCGACAGCAACCAGUAUUCUCCGGAGACUACUAAAACCGCGUUGGAGUAUGCCAAUUAUAUCGAACCUGGUGAUCUUGUGGAUAAGAGACCAUUCGGUAUCAAUCAGCGACGACUGGAGAUAUUGAAACAAAAGUUCGAUCCAGAUUGUCUAUUCCACAAAACUACUCCCGUUGUGCCUUUGAAAAAUUAG
This is a messenger RNA of Trichoderma virens Gv29-8, 1431 nucleotides long. RefSeq lists its product as uncharacterized. The transcript has 3 exons. NCBI's taxonomy places the organism in Eukaryota, Fungi, Ascomycota, Sordariomycetes, Hypocreales, Hypocreaceae. The record is from RefSeq and is a predicted model, not a curated record. Bases 1 to 1431 code for a protein of 476 amino acids. Gene Ontology annotation, molecular function: FAD binding.